Sycon ciliatum is the source of this 2283-nucleotide messenger RNA. RefSeq names its product pachytene checkpoint protein 2 homolog. The coding region runs from base 313 to 1623 and encodes 436 amino acids. The transcript is spliced from 16 exons. Gene Ontology annotation, cellular component: chromosome; nucleus. Gene Ontology annotation, biological process: reciprocal meiotic recombination; meiotic recombination checkpoint signaling. Gene Ontology annotation, molecular function: ATP hydrolysis activity; ATP binding. The record is from RefSeq and is a predicted model, not a curated record. Lineage: Eukaryota; Metazoa; Porifera; Calcarea; Leucosolenida; Sycettidae.
UUAUAUCCUACGACGAUUUGUGGAUACAUGCGAGUUCAUGAUCCUGAUUCCUGUCGCCAAGAACGAAAUAGUUGGCAUUUUACUGGAGUCGGAGAUACAUUUGUUUCGCUGUCGACUCGUUGCACGCAAGGUACUAGCAAGAGUAGAUGUUUAUCUACUCUUGGUACUAGUAGUGGCAGUGAGGCCAAAGCAGUAGGAUUGGAAGCAUCAGUAUGCAUGUGCUUGCGUGAAUCGAAUUCUCCCCUCUGGUUGUCCCUGUUACCAGUUUACCAGGCCACUUGAAGCAGUUUUGUAGAAUCUCUUUGCCCAGUCAUGGACUGCUCUGAAAGCCGGCUGUGCUGUUUGCAAGUGGAAGUGUGCCAGUCUUCAAACAGCACGGCACGUUCGUCGGCAGUGGAGGACCGCGUGCGUCUGUUCUUGCAGGACAGCAACAAGACGAUAUUCGGCGACGUUCUUCUCACCGAGUUCCCCGACGACUUCCUCGCGCGCCACGUCCAGUCGGUGUCCAUAUGCGACACUGAUCUUACGCUGAGUGGCGGCGCUAGCGGCAGUAGUAGUAGUCGCAGCACCGUGUGCUUGGCGCAAGCUCAGCUCGACAUCCACGUGUUUCAGCUGCACCAGGACGAAGACGGACCGGCGGCGGAGACGAUCGACGACCAGGAAGAAGAGAUUUCUGCCGCCGGUCACUGGCUACUGCCAUCCACUGAGUUCCAAGGACUGUGGGAGAACCUCAUUUACGAUGUCAACGUCAAGGAAAAGCUGUUGCAGUACGCUACAACAACGCUGCUCUUCUCCGACCACAAUGUGGAUUGCAAUGUGGUCUCGUGGAAUCGCGUCAUCCUGCUUCAUGGACCGCCUGGCACGGGAAAAACCUCUCUCUGCAAAGCACUCGCACAAAAGCUUUGCAUUCGCUUCUCUAAAAGAUAUACGUACGGGCAGCUUGUUGAGAUCAAUAGCCAUGGUCUGUUUUCAAAGUGGUUCUCCGAGAGUGGCAAGCUGGUGCAGAAGAUGUUUGAUAAGAUACAGGAGUUGAUUGACGAUCCCGAUGCACUGGUCUGCGUUCUUAUCGACGAGGUGGAAAGUCUCACAAUGGCGCGCAAAGCUGCAAUGUCCGGCAGCGAACCAUCGGAUUCUAUUCGAGUAGUAAACGCUCUCCUCACUCAGAUUGACCGCAUCAAGAGGCACAGUAACGUGAUCAUAUUAACAACGUCGAACAUGACGGGUGCAAUAGAUCUUGCCUUUGUGGAUCGAGCUGAUAUCAAGCAGUACAUUGGGCUGCCGACACCGCCGGCCAUAUACCGCAUCUACCAGUCUUGCUUGGCGGAACUCAUGCGCACUGGCAUCAUAGCACCACCUCAGCAGCUCCUGGGCAUGAGAGAUCUGGAGGUGUUGAAGUUUGUGGAGAACGACGCCACGCGGCACAGUCUCAAGCUGUUCGAAUUGUCCAAGCGCAGUGAAGGUCUCAGUGGACGCACCCUACGCAAGCUGCCGUUCCUGGCACAUGUCAACUCCAUGUCGAACCAAGCCGUGUCUCUGGACGUGUUCAUGGAGGCCCUGUCCAUGACCAUAACGCGUCAGUUUGAAGAACGCAGCGACAUGCAACGAACGUCCGCCGACAGCUGAGGCCAGUCAGGGAGGGGUCAACCGUGACACUUCGGAACAUCCACGCGCCGCUUGAUGAUGCCUGGCGCAACGGAGCGCUUGCUCGACAAAACUACCACUCCGGCAACUUAAUAUUGCCGCAAGACUCGCAAUGCUGCUAGGAGAUGUAUGCACAAGCCUGUGUUGGUAUGGCCACAGCUGCUCUGGUGGUUCUAUGGUCAGGAGUAAUCAUACUAGUGACUAGCCCUGAUAUGUACAUGACUACUGUACAUGUACAAUGUACCUAUAGAUGCAAUUAGAGCUUGCCGUUGACCCAGAGAGUGGCUGGUCUUCUCUCGUGUGUGUGCUCGCUGCUGAACUGUAUAGUGACUUGCCUACACGUGUGCAUACAUGUAUUUAUACGGAAACACACGGGAUUGUGCAUGUAGUUAUGCAUGAUUGCAAUUGCACAUCUGAGGGAGAGGAGAUAUACCCGGUACAUGUGCAUUGCACCAAGAGUACAUAACCCCUCUGGAUUGUACCCAUAUUGUACCCCCCCCCCCCUACCCCAAUGCCCAGUGUACUAUUGUAGUACCACUGCGUACCGGUGGUGAUUGUGCCAGAUCAAUACUUGGUGUUUAUCGUGGUGUUUACGUAUACUUCGAAGUACUCACGGUGUUUCUAUUCUGCCGCCUGCCUGCA